This is a messenger RNA of Penicillium crustosum, 2130 nucleotides long. RefSeq lists its product as uncharacterized. The transcript has 4 exons. Lineage: Eukaryota; Fungi; Ascomycota; Eurotiomycetes; Eurotiales; Aspergillaceae. The coding region runs from base 1 to 2130 and encodes 709 amino acids. The record is from RefSeq and is a predicted model, not a curated record.
AUGUUGGUUUGGACGCUGUUGAUAUUUUACAACUCCGCUAUUUUUUUCUCAAUCGGCCCGACAGAGUAUGUAGUGCUAAUAGCACCGCCUGGUCCGAUGAACGGAACUGGGUCGGCGGGAUGGAAUCAUUGCUUUGAAAGUUCCGUUGGCCUGGAUAUAGAAACGGUUAGAUCCGAGAUGAGCCGUUCGGAUCUGAAGAGACUUUCUAUUCAAGAGUGCAUUGACACUUUCGCGCAAGACUAUGUAUCCGGGCAAAGGAUGCUCGUUUUGGUGACGGAGGAUCCAAUGCCAGAAGGCGAGCAUUUGGGAUUCAUGGGAAGGCCACAUGCCAUUGCGACCAACGUUGAUGGCAGUACCUUCGAAUGGAUGUGUGAUAGUGGGGGUGGUAGUGAGGAUGUUUGUAGCAAAGAUCUUGUGAAUGAGAUGGUUGAUGGAGAGGAAUGGAGCGUCCAUCCAAUUGAACCAUCUAUUCAAUUGAUACAGGCGCAGAUCCCCACCGAGAACGGAUUCAAGAACGUUUCAAUGGGCUCUUGGAUUCCCAACACGCCAGAUACCAAACGCUUGGAUGACGUUCUGUACCAAUUCACACACGAGGACGAGGUGCAGGCUGCACUUGACGAUCCUUCUAAUUGGGUCAAUGCUUCCUUCCAGGGAAAUGUGACGAUCUCUCUGUCGGUUCAUUGUCCUGGCAAUUAUUAUCAACCACCCAGAGGGGUGAGACUGGUGCAGGCACGUCGAAUUGGACACUGUUUGACAGUUCCUAGGGACGAGUCUUGCCGAAUGAUGUUUAGCCCGCCAAUUUGUCUGCUUGUUAUUGGGUGUAACUUAGUAAAACUUAUCUGCGCGCUAUUGACCGCGCGCGAUGGUAGGCAGGAGUUGUUCCUUACAAUUGGGGACGCGAUCGCAUCUUAUCUUGCUUGUCCAGAUCUGAGGACAGAGGGGGCCUGUCUGUUGUCUAAGGGGCUGGUCGUCAAAGGGUCUCAGGGCUGGCGCAGGAAGACGAAAAAGAAGGACAAAAUGCUGGAUAUUCCAGCAUACUCAAAGCUUCCACUUCAACUACCUUCCCGAAAACGAUGGUUUCAAGCCGUGAGCACGGGACUGUGGAUCUCUACAAUUACCCUAUGCCUAUGCAUAAUUAGCCUGAGCAUCUACGCUGUUACCGUCGCCAUCCCCUGGUUUUCCAACUUGUCUCGCGGAACCAUCUGGGAUAACAGUCUGGGCGAAGCACGCCCAUCAACUCUAAUAGAAAUACCUACCCCACCCGGCGCAACGGGAAUAUUCGCCAUGAUCCUCCUACCCAACGUCCUACAACUCUUCGUCUCAAUCGCCUACUUCAUGCUCAAUGCCCUGCUGACCGCUAUGCUCGGAGCCAUGGAAUACAACAACUACGCGCGAAAUCGCAAACCGCUACGCGUCUCCUGGCCCCGUGGAGCCCAGCGCUCCACUUACUACCUCUCACUACCGUAUCGAUACAGCCUCCCGCUCCUAGUCGCCUCCGCGGUUCUACACUGGCUCGUCUCAGAAAGCUUGUUCUUUGUACAGAUCACUCCCUUUGAUAUAAAUGGCGAGCCUAUCUCUUCCUCGCAGUCUACCACGUGUGGUUACUCACCUGUUGCUAUGUUGUUCGCUAUUAUCGUUGGCGGUUCGCUAUUUCUCGUCCCAAUACUCCUGAGCCUACGCCGCUUUGAAUUCCCGAUGCCGCUAGUGGUACAGUGUAGUGCGGCUAUCAGUGCCGCCUGCCAUCCUAUGACGUCCAGCAUGGACGAUACCGCUAACCAUGCGCUCAAACCUGUGCAGUGGGGUGAGAUUCCGGGCAUCUACUCGGAUCGAGACCUGAUGGUAUUUUCACAUCGGAUCGACGGUGAUGAGGAUGCCGGUGGGAGAGGGAGUGGAAAUGAGGAGCUGCAACAGAUGCUACCGAACGCAGAUCUUAAUGAUUUGGCUCGCAGUGAGAGAAGGGGACACUCUGCGCCCGCGGGGAAUGCGGGAUCGACCAUCUAUAUUGCGCAGAUAGAAGCUUUCUUUACAUUGAAUUUCUUUUGUCUUGUUUACAUUUACGCCGACCGGUUUGUGGCCUUACAAUUCAGGUUGCAGGACCUCGAGAAUCGAUUUCCCGAGUCCUGUAUAUAG